Hibiscus syriacus is the source of this 835-nucleotide messenger RNA. RefSeq lists its product as uncharacterized. Bases 153 to 593 code for a protein of 146 amino acids. NCBI's taxonomy places the organism in Eukaryota, Viridiplantae, Streptophyta, Magnoliopsida, Malvales, Malvaceae. The transcript is spliced from 2 exons. The record is from RefSeq and is a predicted model, not a curated record.
CUUCUCUUUCUUCUUCUUUGUAGGUUGCUGCAGCUUCUUCUUCAAGCGAGAGGUUUCUUCUUGUUUGUUGCUUGCUUUCACUUUUCCGGUUCCAGAAGAACAUUUGGUGCGGAUUCUUCAUCUUGAAAGAAGACUCUCCGGUCUCAAAGGCAAUGGAGGUAUACGGCAAAACCAUGGCUGCUGCCCCUGCUAAUGUUAUUUAUAUGUCUACUAUUCUGGACCGUGAUGGUCCUAUUCCUGUUCACAAAUGCGAUUGGAAAUGUCAAAAUGAACAUGUUUGUGGCAACAUGUAUCGAUGCAAACUAACAGGGAUCACACACAUCUGUGACAAGAACUGUAACCAGAGAAUUUUGUAUGAUAACCAUAGUUCCCUUUGCCGGGCGAGCCGCCAGGUCUUUCCCCUCACUCAAGCCGAGGAACAAGCGGUCAGAGGCGUCAGGAGGAAGCUCAAUGCCGACAAUUCCCCGCCCUCUGAUAGCUGCGGUUUUAAGCGCAGACGUGAUGCACAGUUCCAUCCUUCUCCUUUGGAGAGAUCUUUCUCUGCUGUGAGUCCGAUCUGCAGCCAAGUUGGAGAUGGCAUGGAUACAAGCUAGAUUAGAUUAGAGUUUACGUUACAUAUAAAGUAUCCUAUUAUUAACCUUAAAGACUCCUAUAUGUUGUUUCCCUUUAAGUGUUCCAUUGAAACUUAUUCAGAUUUGAUUCUCAUGGGACAAAUAUGGAUAAAUGGAUAAUUGACUUUGAUGUCGGUGGACGAUACCGGCCUGUAGGGAAAAAGAACACUUUUAUUGUUUAUUUUGCCUAAUGCUAUUUAGUUCCUCCUAGCUUCGUUGUGAAA